Molecule: messenger RNA, 1177 nt
Organism: Chrysoperla carnea
Lineage: Eukaryota; Metazoa; Arthropoda; Insecta; Neuroptera; Chrysopidae
Product: luciferin sulfotransferase-like
Exons: 2
Coding region: 86-1027 (313 amino acids)
Biological process (GO): sulfation
Cellular component (GO): cytoplasm
Molecular function (GO): sulfotransferase activity
Source: RefSeq, a predicted model, not a curated record
AUCUUCCAACGAUAAUCUCUACUUUCAUAUAUUUUGUGAUUUGUAUUGUAAUCAACAGUUUGGAGUUCUUGAAUUAGUUACAGAAAUGCAUUCAUUUAAAAAAAUCGAUCCGCAAUUGACAAAUUCAAACUCGGAUAAAAAUUUAUUGAAAUAUUUCACUAAUUUUAAGAGCUUCAUUGAAGUAACAAAUAAAAAGUUUGUCUUACCAGAAUGCUAUUCAGAAUUUAUGGAACAAAUUGAAAAUUUCGAAGUUUAUGAUAGUGAUGUAUUUAUAUUAUCAUAUCCAAAAACUGGCACUACAUGGGCCCAAGAAAUGGUAUGGUGUAUUGGAAAUAACUUAGAAUUCAGUGAUACAUAUAUUACUUUACGAGUUCCACUGUUGGAACAUAGUUCGCUGAUUGGUAAUCGCGAAAAUCCUGAGUCUUCCUACUUACCUUCUUUGGAAUACAUUCGUGAUUUACCACAUCCAAGAUACAUCAAAUCUCAUUUACCUUGGGAUCUUUUACCAAAGCAAAUACGAACGGGAGAACGUAAACCGAAAAUUAUUUGCACAUUUCGUGAUCCAAAAGAUACAGCCGUAUCGAUGUAUCAUUAUUGUCGAACUUUUUAUGGAUUUUCUGGGAAUUUUAAUGAUAUGAUGGAUUUAUUUUUAAAUGGGCGCAUAAUAUUUGGUCCAUUUCCAGCACAUGUAUUAAGUUUCAACGAACAAAGGCAUCGUGAAAACGUUUUAGUUAUCAAAUAUGCAGAAAUGAAAAGUGAUUUGAGAUCAGUAAUAAAACAAGUGAUACAAUUUUUAGAUAAAAAUUAUUCGGAUGACGAAAUUUCAAAACUUGAAAAACAUUUAUCGUUUGAAUCAAUGAAGAAUAAUCCGGCUGUUAAUGACAGCCAUCGCUUUAGUCAUGAUGGUGGCAAAUUUUUGCGUGCGGGUAUUGUUGGUAGCUAUAAAUCGGAAAUGACGCCGGAAUUAAUUGAACGAUUUGAUAAAUGGAUUCUGGAUAAUUUUGGCGAAAUGAAAACAAUAUUUUAAUAUGGAAAGUAAAAGGUAAUUAUUGGACUUACGUUGGAAAUAAAUCAUCAAUUCUUGAAAAUAAAAUGUUUAUCACAGAUGGUUAUGUAAUGCCAAACAUCUUAAAAUUGUGUGCCUUGUCCUUGCCAAAUAAUUAUUAUACAUAUAAAU